Molecule: messenger RNA, 2106 nt
Organism: Ornithodoros turicata
Lineage: Eukaryota; Metazoa; Arthropoda; Arachnida; Ixodida; Argasidae
Exons: 1
Coding region: 1-2106 (701 amino acids)
Source: RefSeq, a predicted model, not a curated record
AUGGACUGCCUCAAGCAGAAACGAGCCGUUGUACGGGCCUCAGUAACGAAACUCAUCACGGACGUCGACGCACUACUACGAGUUCAGAGCCCUGCAGCCGGUGAGCUUCAAACAAAACUUGACCUUUUGAAGUCUAAAGAGGAGACGCUACAGUCAUUAGAUGGAUCCAUGGAAUCUCUUGUUUCCGAAGAAGCCUUUCAAGUAGAGAUUGAAGUUGCUCUGUCUUACCAGGAAAAGAUAUGCACAGCUAUAUCUCAAAUCAGUCAGAAACUGAAGAAAAUCCAACGGACAACCCUUCGACCCGACUCUCCAACCAGAGCUGUGCUUAUCCCGGCAAUGCAACAUCAGGGUUCCACCAAAGUGAAACUUCCCAAGAUUGAGGUACCGAAAUUCAACGGAGAUCUAAUGAACUGGAUGACAUUUUGGGACCAGUUUGAGUCGACAAUUCACAAGAAUGAAACUCUACAUAAUGUAGAUAAGUUCAAGUACCUACAAAGCUAUCUGACCGGCAAGGCCGCUACGGCCAUAAGCGGACUUCCUCUUACGAACGAGAAUUACGAUGCCGCAAUUGAGAUCCUUAAUCAACGCUUCAACCAGCGACAGCAUAUUGUCGACCAGCAUCUGAAUCGUUUACUCAAUCUACCGACGGUUGCCGAUGCGGGCGAUUAUGUCCAUCUUCGAGACCUUUACGAUGAAGUUCAAGUAAGAGUGCGCGGCCUCCAAGCUCCGAAGGUCGAACAGAACGAGUACGGCGUCAUGCUUCUGUCGGCACUGCGAAAAUCUGUACCGAAACAGGUGGAACUGGAUUACAAUCGGAAACAUCAGGAAGGAACGCCAGCCAGCAAAACCGAAUUGAAUAACUUCCUUGACUUUCUCAGAGGUGAAAUAGAAAGUCCUGAGAAGAGCGAAUACCCAGUCGAUGCACGGCUGAGCGAAUCUCGAUUGAAAAUCUCGAAGGAUAGGCGGCCUCUUAUUCGACAGACGACAGGAGCACUUACGACGGGAGACACAACACAACGAACAGAAUGUGUUAUCUGCAAGAGUACAGAUAAUGACAUCGAGAGUUGUGUCAGCACAAUCAGCAUCGACGAAAAAAGAGCGUUACUUACGCGAGAGGGACGCUGUUUCAAAUGUGCUAAACGAUGCCACAGAUCACGUGAAUGUCGAACAGCGGCUCGAAUCAGAUGCACCCGCUGUAACGGGCACCAUCUCACGGUUCUUUGCGAAAGAGAGCUGGAGAAUAAGACCAGCGGAAACACCAACACUACAUUUUCCGGCGUACUCUCCUCAACAACGACACGCAAAUUGGAAGCAUCUCGUGUCCGGAGUCUAAUCCUUCUGCAGACCGCUCGCCUCUGGGCGGAGACGAAUACAAGUAGACAACUUGUACGAAUUCUACUGGACGGCGGGAGCCAAAGAACAUUCAUACGAGAGUCAUUGUCUCACGAUCUACAAUGCGAACCGGUAGGGGAAGAAAACUUGUCGAUAUGUUCCUUCGGCUGCACACCUUCAAGAAGGAAGUGUCGACGUGUCAGAGUUUGGCUUCUCAGUCAGUACAGUCGCGAGGAGAUAUCUGUAGAAGCUUUGGAGAUACCUGAAAUUUCCGCAAACCUAAUGCACGACCCCGACAGUAAACUGAUCACAGCGCUACAAGAGAAAGGGUUGCCACUGGCCGACCUUGUCAUGUUUGACGUACGCUGCAGCGACGACAUCCAGAUCCUGGUUGGUUCAGAUCUGUACUGGAGUAUAGUGACGGGCGAAUCGCAACGAAUUGAUGACAACCUCUUCGCGGUCAACACCAUCUUCGGGUGGACACUUCAGGGACCGUCAGAGAUGUCGGGAAACCUUUGCGCCACCGUAGGCGUAUUCAGACUGACUGUGGAUAACAAUGAAAACGACGUUUCUUCGCAGCUUCAAAGCUUCUGGGCGCUUGAACACAUUGGUAUAUCUACAAAUGAGUGCGACGAAGAGAAUAACGGGGUCCUGGAGCAAUUCAACGCAACCAUCAAAAUUAAAGACAAAAGGUAUGAAGUCGGUCUUCCAUGGACUAAGAAAAAGACGGAACUACCUUCGAACCUACAAGUGGCAAGCACCAGACUCCGAUGA